Messenger RNA from Candidula unifasciata, 549 nucleotides. NCBI's taxonomy places the organism in Eukaryota, Metazoa, Mollusca, Gastropoda, Stylommatophora, Geomitridae. The record is from the annotation of a GenBank genome assembly.
AUGUUGCAGAACCAUCCAUCCAUCACUUCACCCACUGUUGCAGAACCAGCCAUCCAUCACUUCACCCACUUAACAGGGGUUCUCCAGCUGUAUGGAUGGACCAUCUUGUUUGUGGUGGUUGCAGUUCUGUACAUCGGCAGUAAAGUCAAGCCCUGGCUUCAGAACUACACACAGCACAAUGUUACAAGCAGCUACAAGAAAAUGGAUACCGGUGCAGUACAAGACCGGCUAGAAGCCAUGGAGAGGGCCCGGUUAAGGAUGCAGGCCCAGCAUGACGAAGAGGCCAGAAAGUUUGCCGAACGUCAGAAAGAGCUACUUGUAGAGGUUAGACUGGUCAAGGGUAAGAAAUCAAAAGAAACUGACUGUUGGCAGACUGACUGUUAUUUACGGGUUUUCCCUCUCCAGCCUGAGCAGUUACCAAAACCGGCUACAGCCAAGAGCCAACCCAAGAAACCACUAAAACCAGCGUACAAUCCCCUGAUGGGAGGUGGCAGCAGUGCGGCCUGUUACCGACCGUCGCGCAGAGGAGGUCCUAGUGCUGGUGGAUGA